Messenger RNA from Chlorella variabilis, 2085 nucleotides. RefSeq lists its product as hypothetical. The transcript has 12 exons. Gene Ontology annotation, cellular component: exocyst; cytoplasm. Bases 1 to 2085 code for a protein of 694 amino acids. The record is from RefSeq and is a predicted model, not a curated record. Lineage: Eukaryota; Viridiplantae; Chlorophyta; Trebouxiophyceae; Chlorellales; Chlorellaceae. Gene Ontology annotation, biological process: exocytosis; Golgi to plasma membrane transport.
AUGAGGUCGUUGGCGCCGCACCCGCUGCAGCCCUGCUGCUUUCGGCGCCGCGCCGACGCGCAGCCGCAGCCGCUGGAGCCGCCAUCCUGCCAGCCCGCCUGCGCCUGCGCGGCGGCGGCGGCCAGGUCUGGCAGGCUGACGGCCAGGCGGACCGCCGUCGCCGGCGUGGCCGAUCUGCAGGUGUGGGCAGGCGGCAAGCCGGGGGGGCCUUCCGUGCUGCAGUUGCUGGAGCGGUUCGAGAGGUGCGAUAAGGAGCUGGCGCGGCUGCAGCACCAGGUGGACCUCAAGGCGGAGCGGCUGCGGCGGGAGGUGGGGGCUGAGGAGGGGGCCUACCGGGGGCAGGUGGCGGGGCUAGAAGCGCAGUGGGGCGAGGCCCGCGGCGCCUUUGCAGACCUGGAGGGCCGCAUGAACCGCGUCACGCAGGCGGCCGCCAAGAUCGGCAACCGACUGCAGAAUGCCGACCUGUACCGCCGGCGGGCGCUGGACGCCGUGGAGGCCAUCAACCGGCUGCAGGAGUUUGCCCACGCGCGCGACCCCUCCCACCUGUCCCCCCUCUUCCACGACGAUGCGCGCCUGGCGGAGGCGGUGGCCAUGACUGGCAAGCUGCUGGCGGUGUCUCAGGAGCUGAUCAGCUCAAGGGAGCGGGUGGGGCUGGCGGGGCCGAGGCCGCGAGCCAACGUGGCGCCGGAAGUGGGCACGAUAGAGAAUGCUGUGGAGCAGCUGGAGCUGUACCGCAACCUGCUGGACAACAGGGUGGUGUCCCGCUUUGAUGCGGCGCUGGCGCGCCACGACCUGCCCGCCAUGGCAGACUGCGCGCGCACCAUGGCGGAGUUCAGGCGCGGCGAGUCUCUGCUGGUGCAGCGCUACAUCUCCACCCGCCCCAUGUUCACCAGCCUGCGGGAGCUGCAGUUUGCGGCGGCGCAGCAGCAGGCGCAGGCGGCGGCGGCGGCGGCGGCGGCCGCGGGCGGGCUGGCCGCGGUGCAGGCGGCGGCGGAGGAGGGCGGCGAGGCGGCGGCCGCCGACCUGGCUUCCCUCCGCUCCCUCAGCAGCUUCUACAAGAGCAUCCUGGCUGCCAUGCGGGACGAGGCGGUGGUGAUAGAGCAGGUGUUCCCCUCCCCGUACCGCGCCCUGGGGCAGUACAUCCAGCGCGUGUUUGAGCAGAAGGUGCAGACGGCGGUGGAUGCGGUGCUGCAGCCGCCACCGGCGGGGGCGGGAGCGGGCGUGCUGCGCGCCAAGCUGCGCCUCAUGGCGGAGGUGUACCGCAAGACCCGGGCGCUGGCUGACGACCUGCAGGGCGUGUGCGCCGACGCGCUGGCCGCCUACCUGCCCAUGGAGCAGCGCUGGCUGCGCGCGCUGCACGAGGCGCGGCUGGCGGCGCACCGCGGCGGCGGGCGGGGGCUGUGCAUGGAGGAUGUGCUGGGGCUGCUGGCCAUGAACGAGGAGGCCGUCGGCCGCUGCGCGCUGCUCAGCCCGCCCGCCCAGCUGGCGCCCUCUGUGCGCUGCCUGUUCCACUGCCCCCCGCGCGCCCAGGGCGCCACCGGGUGCCUACUGGAGCAGGUGGCGGCGCAUGUGCUGCUGGGGCUGGGCCUGGCGGCGGACGCGUGCGCCAGGGCGCUGCAGGGGCCCUUCAGGCCGCAGGAGCUGCUGGGCCAGGAGCGGGCGGCGGCGGCGGCGGCGGCAGCCAAGGCGGGGCCCGCUGCCGCGGGGGCCAGUUCGGGCGCCACGGCCGCGCCCUCGGCGCAGCCGGCAGGCCAGCAGCAGCAGCAGGGGCAGGGUCCGGGGCUGCCCGCCGUCCCGCCGUCCCGCCAGGACCUGCAGCGGGCGGCGGCGCUGGGCGUGGGCGGCAGCCUGGGCGCCCUGCUGCAGGCUGUGUCCACUGCGGGGGCCAUGGUCAGCCUGGUGCAGCAGCACUACGAGCGGGUGGUGCAGCCGCAUCUGGCGGGCAGCGGCGGCGAGGCGCGGGCGUGCGUGGCGGGGCUGGCGGCGCUGGUGCGAGCGGUGGAGGAGCGGCUGAGGCAGGACUUCCGGACUGCCAGGGUGGGCGAGGCGGGCGCCAGCCUGGCAGCGCUGUUCGCAGCAGAGUAG